Centropristis striata (black sea bass) is the source of this 3787-nucleotide messenger RNA. It is a transcript of the gene add3b, whose product is annotated as adducin 3 (gamma) b. The record is from RefSeq and is a predicted model, not a curated record. Gene Ontology annotation, biological process: barbed-end actin filament capping. Bases 272 to 2353 code for a protein of 693 amino acids. Gene Ontology annotation, molecular function: actin filament binding. Gene Ontology annotation, cellular component: postsynaptic density; plasma membrane; cytoskeleton. NCBI's taxonomy places the organism in Eukaryota, Metazoa, Chordata, Actinopteri, Perciformes, Serranidae. The transcript has 15 exons.
CCAUGCAGCCACUCUUCACUCUUCUUCAUCUCACUACUCGCCCGCAGCGGGCAGUCUGCACCGUCUGGAUACUGUAGCUCAGCACCAAGUUGCGCUCUUUUCCCACAAUGUAUCCGAAUGGGAAAUAACAUCCGUCUGCUUCGGUUCAUGCACAUUUCUGGAGCACCUCUCGGAAGAAUUCGACACCACAUCGUCCGGAGUCACUUUAUUCACGAGCUGAACACUUUCUUUCAGAUCCCAGAGGAAGAGUAGGAGGCCGUGCACAGAAGACAUGAAUCUGGUGGAGGUGAGGCAGACGGCGGGGUCUCUCACCCUGUCCCUUUCCAGCAACGACCCCAAGGAGCGCUACUUCGACCGUGUGGACGAGACUGACCCCGAGUACCUCCGCAGCAGGAACAUGUCGCCGGACCUGAGGCAAGACUUCAAUAUGAUGGAACAGAAGAAGAGGGUCACCCAGAUCCUGCAGAGUCCGGUGUUUAAAGACGAGCUGGAAGGCCUGAUUCAGGACCAGACGACGAAGGGCAACACCCCGACAGGUCUCCUUGCUCUGAGACAGAUUGCUGACCUGGUCAUGGCUAGCACCUUGGGAGGGGCUGGCCCCCUGACUUCCCCCAUCAGCGUCGGGAUGGUAACUCCCGUCAAUGACUUGUAUGGCAUCGAGUCACCCUCCUUUGCCAAAGGGGAGAAACAGACUCGCUGCAGGCUGGCCAGCCUCUACAGGCUUGUUGACCUCUUCAGCUGGGCUCGUUUUACAAGCUCCUACAUUACUGUGCGUGUCAGUAAAGAGCAGGACCAUGUUCUUAUUAGUCCACGAGGUCUGUCAUUUGCUGAGGUGACGGCAGCAAAUUUGGUGAAAGUGAACAUAGUUGGUGAGGUGGUGGACCAGGGUUCUGCUGAUCUGGGCAUCGACCACUUUGGGUUUGCUCCCCACGCCGCCAUUUAUUUGAUGCGCCCUGACGUGAGAUGUAUUAUCCACAUACAUACCCCCGCUACAGCUGCUGUGUCCUCGAUGAAAUGUGGAAUCCUGCCCAUUUCCCAGGAGGCUUUGCUUCUGGGAGACGUGAGCUGCUUUAGUUACCAUGGCAGCCUGGAUAAUAAAGAGGAGAAGGUGGAGUUUCAGAAAGCUCUGGGCCCUACUGCCAAGGUGAUGAUCCUGAGGAACCACGGGCUGCUGGCGCUGGGAGAAACAGUAGAAGAGGCUUUUCACUACGUGUACCACUCACAGCAGGCUUGUGAAAUCCAGGUUCAUGCUUUAGGGUGUUCCGGCGGCAUGGAUAACCUUGUGCUCAUGGACAGAGAAAAGUUUAAACCCCUGACACAGGGAGUGGCUGCUGGCGGGGUGAUAAUGGACAAUGAGGUCAAGUGGAAAGUGGGCGAGGCCGAGCUCGAGUCCCUCAUGAGGAUGCUGGACAACCUGGGCUACAGAACAGGCUACUCUUACAGGAACCCCAUCGUCCGUGAAAAACCCCGCUCUAAGAACGACGUGGAGAUCCCUGCCACGGUGUCAGCUGUGACACCAGAGGACAGUGAGAUGGGGCUACGUAGCCCCUUCAAGUUUAUGGCGCAGAAACAGCAGAGAGAAAGGACCCGGUGGCUCAACUCGCCCAACAGCUACUUGAAGGUCAAUGUUCCGGAACAUUCACCCAGCGGGGAUGUCAGCCCCAGGACCAAGAUCAUGUGGAUGAAGUCUUCGCAGCCAGGCAACAGUGUCGGCACACCAAUAAAGAUCGAGGACCCCAACCAGUUUGUCCCACUCAACACAAACCCCACAGAGGUUUUGGAUAAGAGGAACCGGAUAAAAGAACAGCACAGAGGUGACCUGAUGACUUCUGGACCAAAAUCUCAGUUACUAGCAGGAAUUGUUGUGGACACUGUCAAAGGCCCAGCUUUCAUCCAUGAGGACGAGGCACAUACUCGCUCUCUUCCUCCCAACCCUUUCAAUGAGCUCACAGAGACGGAGCUGGAGGAAUACAAGAGCCUGGUAGAAAGAAAGCAGCAAGGCCAAGAAGACGACGAUGAUGCCACAGAUGCAGAUGAGAUGACAACAUUUGAUGGCUCUACUAUCUCCCUCUCCCUCUCUCCUAUUAUGACACCAGCUAAAGACAUAAUACCCAAUGGGAAAGACCACUUGGAUGAGACGGAUGAGGAUCUGAGCAUCGAGGUAUCCAAGAUGAGCGUGAGCACUUCAGAAACAGUGGAAAUCUCCAUUUCAUCUAAGGAGAAGACGGAUGAGGCUCAGACCCCAGAGAGCCAAACCAAGUCCCCCAAGAAAAAGAAAAAGAAGUUCCGCACACCUUCAUUCUUGAGAAAGAGCAAGAAAAAGAAGGAGGAGAAAGAAAAAACGGAAGCCUGAGGGUAAAAAAAACAAUUAGUGUUUUGCUAGGAAAACAUCUAAAUUGCCUUCUUAAUUUUCAGCUUGUGGAAGGGAAGUGAAAUGAGAGAAAGGACAUCAUUUAGUCAGAAAAGUCUCCCAGGACUGUGUUGUUUUUUUUACACCUUUUUCCUCAUUCACAGCUAUUAUUUCAUGUGAAUGUUUUUCCAAGAUGUGCCAGCAGAUGGUAAUAUGGAAGUUGUUUUCCCCAUGAGGAUUUGUGAUUGACCACUCCUGAAGGGCUCAGAAAAAUGAAAUUACAUCAAAAGUGAACGCAAAACUGUACACCUGUGGUUGUUAUUACCCAUAUUUUUAAUGGGAUUUAAAAUAGAUAUCAAAGGUUUUGAAAACAUCAAGAUUACAGUUACGUAUUUGUGAUUUUUUUUUUUUACUUUUUGCACAAGUUCAUUGUUGAAUGUAUUCUAAAAGCUAAGAAAAUUGUUUUAACAAUUCUAAAAAUUUACAAUCACACAUAGACACACAUAAAGGUUAUACAACGUUCAGCCUUAAAAGAAGUACGAUUUGUAUCUGAACAUAUUCAGACUGAUACUAUCUUGUAAUAAUAUAUGUUGGUUUAUAUUAUAGGUAUUACAAUAUAGUGUUUGAUAGUUAAAUGAUUUGAUAGUCUUGAGAUAUUUACUAUACAUACUAACUCUUAUACUAAACAUGCUGUGAUAGAUAAUUCAGUAAUAAUUCAUGUUUUUACAUCUAUGUCAGUGGCAUUGUUCCCAUGGUUGCUGCUUUAUUGUAAUUGUGAAAAGAAUUUGACUGUGACUAAGAGAAAGAGCCCUGCAAAGUGAUGAUUCUUGCAUAUUGAUGUUUAUGAGUUUGACUUUUACAGAAUUGACAGAAAACCACGGCUUGUUUGGACGUUGACAAUGAAUGUGUCAAGCCUGAAUUGCAGAAAGUUGAAAUGUUUUGACUAAUUUUGUCUGCUGAUGGCAAUAUGCUGUGGAAAGCGUGUCUUCAUAGCCACUGUUAGAGUUUGAUAUAAAGUAUAUUAGAGGACCAUAUAUUUACAUCCCAGUCAAUAAUGUGAAUGAUUUGUUUUGACCCAAAGGGAGUGAACUCUUUGCCUUUGUAAAUAGUUUGUUUUCGUGACGUUCUUUUGUUACGCUAAACCAAAUGUUAAACAAUGAAACAUAGAAAUGUGACAGUACAAUCUAAUAACAAUAUUUUAACACUUCUUUUAUCAUAUUUUUUAUUCACCUGAAGUAAGCUCCUUAUUUAGUGAACGUGCGUUGUGUUUACAAACUGUAUUACUUAUGUAAGUUGUGUGCAUAGUGCUUGUACUUUCCUGCGUUGUUUACAUUGCUUUGUUUGUCUCAAUAGAGCUUUACAUUACAGUCCCUUAAAGUCAGUACUUCCAAAAUGCCUUCCAUCUGAUGUAAUAAAAGCUCGGCUAUGUUUCCAUAA